AUGGCGUCACCCCUGCGCCUGUGGGCUGGUCAAGACCUGUGUUUACCCACAAUCCUCCACUCCCACCUGCCCCUGAAACUGCCCCGACCUGCCCCCGAAACUGCCCCGAAAAACCCCCCGACCUGCCCCCGAAACUGCCCCCGACCUGCCCCCGAAACUGCCCCCGACCUGCCCGACCCUCCCCGAAACUGCCCCCCCCUGACUGCCCCGAAAACUGCCCCCGACCUGCCCCCGAAACUGCCCCCCCCCCCUGCCCCCGACCUGCCCCUGCCCCCCACCUGCCCCCGAACCUGCCCCUACCCCCGAAACCUGCCCCCGACCUGCCCCCGAAACUACCCCCGACCUGCCCCGACCUGCCCCCGACCUGCCCCCGACCUGCCCCGACCCCCCCUGAAACUACCCCCCGACCUGCCCCGACCUGCUCCCGACCUGCCCCCGAAACUGCCCCCGACCUGCCCCCGACCUGCCCCUGAAACUGCCCCCCAACUGCCCCCGACCUGCCCCCGACCUGUGAAUAUUUAG
Boleophthalmus pectinirostris (great blue-spotted mudskipper) is the source of this 522-nucleotide messenger RNA. RefSeq lists its product as uncharacterized. The record is from RefSeq and is a predicted model, not a curated record. Lineage: Eukaryota; Metazoa; Chordata; Actinopteri; Gobiiformes; Gobiidae. The coding region runs from base 1 to 522 and encodes 173 amino acids. The transcript has 2 exons.